Molecule: messenger RNA, 4896 nt
Organism: Didymodactylos carnosus
Lineage: Eukaryota; Metazoa; Rotifera; Eurotatoria; Philodinida; Philodinidae
Source: the annotation of a GenBank genome assembly
AUGGCAAACAUUAAUUGCACACAGUUAGGUUUACUACAACAAAUAUUUGUUUGUCAUUUCUGUUUUGAUGAAUUUCAACAAAAAUCCGCAUUAGUGCAACAUUUUCAAAGUUGUAGUAAAAAGUCAUCAUCGGUAAUUCAGACAUUAUUGAAAGAUGAUCAUUCUGGUAAGAAAACAAAAAAUGAUUCAACUAUAUCAGAUCAAUCAUUAGCAAUACUGGAUGAUUCUCUGAGUGUUGAUAUUGAUUAUACGAGAUUAGCAAUUAUAAGCCGUACGUACAUACUCAAACUGAAGCGACAUCGUGAUCUAAAUGAUUCACAACAACACCAAUCAUCGCACAAUCAAGAUAUCAUAAUUGAUGUUGAUAGCCAUUUUCGAAUGGAUGUUAAUAACGCGUUAUGCGUCUUAUUGUCAAAAGAAAAUCAAAACAAUAAUGAACAACAUCAAAUAGCCAAUAAUCUGACAACAAACGAUGAAGACUCAUCCUACUUCUCUAUUCCAUUUUCCUCUAGCUAUAGUCGUCGUUUACUUAACACACGUAAUCAUCAUCAACCAUCAUCUAUUGUGCUAAACAAUACUACUGAUGAACCAAUUUACGAUUCAUACGUGGAUAAUACAAUAAUUUCUAACAUAACCACAGAACCCAUCACUUUACGUUUGUACAACAACGUAUCAAUAAAUAGUAAAACCUCGAUACAUGUAUAUAAAUAUUCACGUUAUGAACGUAAAUUGUUUUAUAAAAGUGUUGAAAAAGCAGUAUUGAAGAAAAGUUUUACAGAAACAUCAACGGCAAUGUUUUACAAUAAUAACAACAAUAACAGCAGUUCUGUUAAUAAUUAUUACAAUAGUGAUAGUAAUAAUAUUAAUAUGAAAAAGCGAAAACAUCAACGGUAUCAGCCAAAUAUCGCCUUGUGUAGUAAACCGAUCAAGUUUCAACGUUUAUCCUAUCAUGAACGUUAUGUGCCUCGUUACUCACAUCGACAAUCGGCAAAUAUUUAUCCACUUUUAUUUGACCCAUUAUUUUCCACAUUUGUGUCGUACGAAAAACGUUACAUCGAACAGCAACAAGAGAAUGAUGAUAAUAGCGACAACAAUUAUGUAGAUAAGUCGUAUCGUUACUUUUUAGAAAAAUAUUCUGACGCAUUAGAAAACAAUUUUCAAUUACUAAAUUUGAUUGCUAGUCAAGAAUUUCAACUAGUCAUUAGUAAUACACAGGAUAAUAAUCGUCUAUGUCGACAACAAAAUUUAUUCGAUGUAUUACGGCAAUAUUUAUGCAGUCACUCUUCUACGGAGACUGAUGAUAAUGUAAAACGAAAUUACUUGAUUAAGAACAAUGAUACUGAUCAUAUAGCAUCAAGCACAAACAACGACGGCUUAUUUGUCCCACCACUUAAAAUUAGGCGCUAUAAUUCACAAAUAUUAUCAAACAACAAUAAUCAUCAAGAAAAACAAAAACAUUCAACAACAGCGUCAUUGACAUCAAUGAACGAUCAUCAAAAAAUGAAUGGUAAUUUUCUUAAUAUUAGAAGAAAUAGCCGCUCAACAUCACCAGCUCAUUCGUCAAGUUCAAACAGUUCAUCAAUUAAUUCUUCAUCAAGAUCAUCAGGUGCAUCACGUGAAUAUUAUUUAAAUAAAACACAUGCGUCCAUACUCUCUUCCAGUUCUCGACGUGGUAUUAGACAGCGUCGACUAGCACCGAAAGCAGCGGCUCUUAUUGAGCAAAAACAACGUCGUGAAAAGAAGGAUAUAUCACCAUCAAAACUCAAUCAAACUUCAACAACUACAAUGCUACCAUUAACUAUUCGCCGCUCACCAUCUGGAAAAUUUUAUUAUGAUAAAUCGAUACCGCUGCAAUCUGCAUCUUCAACAAUAAAUAACAAUAAUGAGCAAGAACAAUUAAUUGAGUCGACAAAUCAGUCAAAUUCACCUGAUUGCAAAAUAAUCUCACUGGAAGAACAGGCAAAAGAACGAGUGGAAAUCACAACAAAUCAAAUGUCGUCAUCAGAACACGGCUUAUUUUCUAUCUCAGAAUAUAAAAAUAUCGUAACGUCAUCGCCGACACCCCUUUCUCCCCUAAUUCUUCAAACAUUGACCGACGUUUCUACCACUACUACUGUCAAUAGAGAACCAAUUCCCAAACUUCGAAUUGUUUCAUCUGCAACUACACAUGGCCUAAGCGCCACCAUCGUUCCUCAAUUGUUAAGUAUCAAUAAGCCAAGCAACAAUGAGUUUACCGUCAAUCAAAAUACAUUUAACAACGAAAAAGAUGAAAAUCACAUUAGAGACAGGCAAAAAACUAAAACAAAUGAAAUGCUCAAGACAAUAGCGAAAACAACAAUAGAUCGAACACGUCUAAACCGUCCACUUAAGCAACAACAACAACAAACGAGAAAAACGUCACAAACAUGUAUGGAACAAUUUUCCAUUAAAAAUACCGAUGACUAUUCAGAUAUAUCCAUAAAUCCGAAACCAUUACGUUCAACAUCAUUAGAUAUUGCUCAAGGCUGGGUAUCAAGUAAUGUUUUUUCAAAAUGUCAUGUAUGUGGUGAAGAAGAUUGGUAUGUUUCAACGUCAACGGAAUGCAUGCGUUUACAUAUAUCAUCGAAACAUGCGAAUUUGGAAGAUAGUUUUAAACGUCGUCUGUCAAAUUAUACAAAUCGUCAAAAACGACAUCUCAGAAUAUUUCAACAUCAUUUAAAAUUUCAGCAAUGUUGGAGUGAAGAACAAAUAACAAACAUAUUCCAAAUAUCUGAUGUACAAACAACACAACAAGUAAAUACAUCAAUAUUAAAUGAAUAUCAUUAUAAUAUUAGCAUCAAAAGUCAAAAAUAUAUUAUCAUGAGUUUGUAUCCUGACGUUGUUAUGGGACUACGGAGAACUCCUUCAUCUCUGGCAAGAAAGCGCAAUACAAUUGACCCUUUGUCUUCGGAGUCACCAAAACCCCGACUAUCACAUGAUAUCGAACAACAAUUACACUCUCCAUCACAAUCUGCUUCCGCAUUAUCAACUUUCACCAAUCUCUCACCAUCGCGGCAUUCAUUGACAUUUCUAAAACCAACAAUCCCUCCAUCGUUUCUUUCCUCAUCUUCUCCUACCUCAACAUUAAAAUCAUCUUUAUUUAGCCCUAUAAAAACGACAUUUAUGUCAAAUUCAUUAUCUAGCCAAUCUUCAUCCGAACAAAUCGAUAAUUAUUUUCACCGACGUUAUCGACAUUUAGAACAUAAUAUUGAUUUAACGUUAAACGUGAGUAGAUGGCUGUUAGAAAACGUUCUGUGUUAUUCGAUUGAAACUGUAAAGCGUCAAUCUCAAAUUCAGUCAGAAUCGACUCGUUAUCAUUUAACUGUGUUCACGGCUAUUGGUACGCUAUAUAAAAUUAAAUAUCAUCAAGGUGUUGGGUGUUUAUGGAAAGGAUGUUUUAGUUCAUUAAUUUUGAAUACAAUGACAUCGAUAACAGAAAAUAUAAUCGAUCAAACAGCUCCAAUUAAACAAGAAACAUCUAUAAAAAUAUUCAAUAUUGAAUUGUUAAAACAUCUUUUAUGGAAAACGUUAAGUUCAAUUAUUUUAGUGGUACCGAUUUAUUCUGUCCAUUUAAUACGUUCCGUUCAAAGUGAUUUAACUGUUUACUCAUAUUCACCCGUGGAUAUAUUCAUUGAACCAUUUCGACGUUUAAUGGGUUUGAAAAUUGGUUUAAAUGCGAGAGCUCUACCACUAUGGCAAAUAUUAUCCAUUGGUGUACCAUAUUUUGUAUUACGUUAUUCGUUGCAAUGCACUUUUUAUAAUACAUUCAUACAAACAUUAUCAACAUUCAGAACAAAACAACAACUACACCAACAACAACAUAAUCGUUUGAAACAAAUUGAAGAAAUUGAAAAUAUAGACGACAUUGAGUAUGAAAUAAUUGAAUCUAUACCAUCAAUGGUUGAAAAUUCUUAUUUAAAAAUAGAAUCAAGUAUUUUAUCAGUAUGUACUGCACAAAUUAUUUUAUAUCCAUUUGAAACUGUCAUGAAUAGAUUAUUUGUACAAGGUACAAGAACAAUUAUUGACAAUUUGGAAACAGGCACAGGAUGUAUUGCGAUAAAUACAAGAUAUAUAGGAUUUUGGGAUUGUGCACGAACAAUCCAAGAAUUAGAAGGAUCCAAAGGUUUCUAUAAGGGUCUAGGAUUUUUAACAUUAAAAUAUGGUCUUAUUUAUUUAUUAUCAUAUUCGAUUAAAAUAUUUAUUGAAAAAUUAGCUAUGUUAUAUGCACAACAAACAAGUGAAAUAGGAAAAUUUCAUUAUGCUACGAAACAACAACAACAAACUCAAGAACAAGAUAGAUUAUUUAUUUAUUUGGAUGCAGCUUAUAUCGACACAUCACCAGUGAAACAAUCAGCAGUGAUCAGUGUUCCAGUUUCCGAACAUGAAACGAUUGUUAAUAGUCAGAUACAAGAACAAAAUAUAUCUUCAACAACAGAAAAAACUUUGAUUCGUGUUAUUCGUCUUAAUGAUGAUCUACCGAAUGCUAGACGUCAGAAACGACAACUCAUCGAAGGGGAAGAAAUAAUGGGCAUAGCAAAGAAAGUAGCAAUCACCAUUAUUGUGAUUGUCUCACUUUGCGUUAUAUGUUGUAUUGCUACCAUGGUCAUUAUUUGCGUUAAAUGUUGCUGUAAUAAUGAUAGAAAGCGAGGACGAACUCAAACAAUUCAAGUUCCUCAACCAAUAUUCAUUCAUACAAAUCAAAAUUAUCAACCAUCUCGUCAACCAGGCUAUAAUCCAAUACAAAUGCAACCGUAUGAAUCUCAAGCUAUGUUGCAACCGAGUGCACCUCUAGCGUAUCAUGCUGACUACGAUAUACCUGCUCAUCAUCAUACUGAACAACCUCCAUCUUAUAAUGCUUUGUAUAAUAAAAAAGUAUAA